AUGCUUCCAGAGAAUAUUAAAUAUGCUGUGGACACUAUGUUUACAGAUCCGCGCCACAACAGACAUCUUUCUGUUGGUGAUAAUCUGCGCAUUCCCUGUAAUAUAGAGAGUCUGGUUUACCUUCGAACGACUUCCACCGAUUCCGAGGCUUACAACAUCGAUCCAGGCCUCCUUUCAGGACCUGAAGAGAGCGACCAAUCCGAUGACGAAAACGAUGUUGGCACAGCCAAUGUUUCUCACCAAAACCUUACUUGUCGUAUUCACAAUGCUGAUGACACAAUCAUGGCGGACGCUGUGGACAGAGAAUCCUCCCCUCUGACAGAACUUUCUGAAAGCAACACGGAGAUCAACACUGGCUUCGAAAAUGCCUACUCCGACUUAUUCUAUGGUCCAUUAACUCCGCUAUCUUCCUCCGAAGAAGAUGACUACGCCUCGCCCAUAACUAGCAACCAGUACUUCUUAGACAUCGACCCACCUUCUAACGUUAUCACUACUGGUCCACCUCGUGAAGCUGUCUCUGACAAUAACCCAUAUACACACCACAUAAUCAGAAUCAGCUUCGGGGAACCUGGCAAAAAACAUGAUUGGGCCAAAGACGCUUCUGAGUUGUCAGGACUAGCGGGUAAGGAUAAGAAGCGCACGCGCAAUAAAAUUCGUAACUGGACUCGGCGACAUGAACACCUUCUACAACGUGGUGUCAAGACUUAUGCUGCCACUGGAACAUCAUUUUCUAUACGCAAUCUGUCGUUUUCUUCCACAGGCUGGGCAGGAAGGCCUUUUAAUGGCGAACUUGCUACGCAAAUCAAAACCCAAUGGCCAGCGGGCCUUGCCAGCUUGCUAACAGACGCUGUCCGCAUUCCAUUUGCUGACAAUGAGCAGCGACCAACCCGAAUACUGGACCGGGAAGGCAGACUUGUCAUCUACCGGUCUACCAUCUACCCCUGGGUAGACAUGGAACGUUUCAUAGCAGCUGCCAAUGUCUUUGUACAAUGCUGCAGCCCAUUCACGGAAGCUGAUACCAUGACCAAUGUGCCUAAAUUAUCUCCAUGGCAUGUUUGCAACUCAGCCUUGAUAGAGGAAUUUUUUGCCAAAGAGAAGGUGCUUGUUCAAUGGUACGACUCGAGUUUCCCGGUAUAUUCCGAUGAUUCAGCAACUAAAUACAAGAAAUGGAAGGUCAAAGUCGAAGCAAAGUUUGGAAUUUUCUUCAACUUUUGCCUCAACCACUCUCGUCGCGGGCAAGGAGUAUGUCGAGUGCAAUGUUGGCCUCAUGUUGACAAGGUGAACUUGGCAAUUGGAAAAUUUGACCAUCGACAAUUCUGCUGGCUUGUCAUAUGGGAAGCUGGGCCCAUUAUCUUUCAGCUACCACCUGGCGUGUUUCUUGUGUAUCCAUCAUCUCUGUUUUACCAUUUUAACAUUGACAUCCAACAUCUGGACAACCACAUUGUUACCACAAAGGAUGGUGCACGUCCUACUCCAGAUACCGCGGAAUCUUUGUGGGCAGCAGAUGAAGACCGUGGUUCUUGUGUUUGGUUCAAUCAAGCCACCAUGUUUCAAUCUUCUGAGCUGAAUAUCACCACAAUGAAGGCGGCGAAAAAGGCGAAAAAAAACUUAAAGUUCGAUGUAGACAGCCAUCUAAGUCUCUUCUCAGAGCAUGGCACGUAA
Molecule: messenger RNA, 1662 nt
Organism: Desarmillaria tabescens
Lineage: Eukaryota; Fungi; Basidiomycota; Agaricomycetes; Agaricales; Physalacriaceae
Exons: 9
Coding region: 1-1662 (553 amino acids)
Source: RefSeq, a predicted model, not a curated record